AUGCAUUUGUAUGAUCUAGCAUCAGUCCCUCCAUGGCGAAAUGGCUUUCUACCACGGUAUCCGUGGCGGGUGCCUGCCUGGGCCGACGCAAGCAGAGCUAUCAUGCCUGCGCUGCCAGCCAGACAACCUGAUCACAAUGUGUGGUCUUACCCAGCUGGCAAUCUAACCUGGUCUCCACACAUGAGUGGACUGAGCUAUUUACCCGGGACAGUUCCGUGGACUCCUGCCACACUGUUUGCUGUACCAUGGCCCCAGAUAGUCGAUGAACGCCCGGAGAUUGUACCCUGCCUCGCUACAAAUCCUUUCCAACCAGAUAUGCCUCUACUUCAGUGGGAUAUCCGCCAGAACCCAAUUACAGCUAGGCUGACAACAGGCGCACAUAUUUCCAUGGAUCUGGCACACACUCUGAGCUCUCAAGUCACGGAUAUCCCGGUUGGCAUUAUCGACAUUGCCGUCCCAGCUUGUCCCACGGCGUACAUGUGGGAUGUCAUCAGGGUGCAAAGGACGAGUGCUAUCAAGGUCCAAGAUGUUCUCGAUGCCAUUUACAACUGGUUGCAGAUACCUCUUACUCGAGCUGAGAUGGAGCACAUCGAAUGUGUAAACCCAGACGGUGGCGAAGCAAUUUCGCGGGCUUUACAAGAGAGAGCUUCUGCGAGUCCGACGUUACAUGGCUGGGAGUAUCGACAAGGACCGCGGCGUAUAGACUGUUUAGGAGAUGUUCGUAGAUGGAUGGGAUUGAGCUACGCUCCUACGGGACAGGGCAUGCAACUGUUUCUCAACCUUCAAACCGUACAUCGAUUAUAA
Molecule: messenger RNA, 804 nt
Organism: Suillus fuscotomentosus
Lineage: Eukaryota; Fungi; Basidiomycota; Agaricomycetes; Boletales; Suillaceae
Exons: 1
Coding region: 1-804 (267 amino acids)
Source: RefSeq, a predicted model, not a curated record